Molecule: messenger RNA, 594 nt
Organism: Raphanus sativus (radish)
Lineage: Eukaryota; Viridiplantae; Streptophyta; Magnoliopsida; Brassicales; Brassicaceae
Product: histone H3.2
Exons: 1
Coding region: 85-495 (136 amino acids)
Cellular component (GO): nucleosome
Molecular function (GO): structural constituent of chromatin; protein heterodimerization activity; DNA binding
Source: RefSeq, a predicted model, not a curated record
CUCUGUCGAAAUCAAUUCACAAAUCAGAUCUCAAUCUUCUAUUGCUUCUCUCUAGAAACCAAAUCACAUCUUCUUCUUCUCGCAAUGGCUCGCACCAAGCAGACGGCAAGGAAAUCAACCGGAGGCAAGGCACCGAGGAAGCAGCUCGCAACAAAAGCGGCGAGGAAAUCAGCUCCGGCGACGGGAGGAGUGAAGAAGCCUCACAGAUUCAGGCCAGGAACGGUGGCUCUCAGGGAGAUCAGGAAGUACCAGAAGAGCACCGAGCUUCUGAUCCGCAAACUCCCGUUCCAGAGGCUCGUGAGAGAGAUCGCUCAGGAUUUCAAGACGGAUCUCCGUUUCCAGAGCAGCGCCGUCGCCGCUCUCCAGGAAGCUGCCGAGGCUUACCUCGUCGGACUGUUUGAGGAUACUAAUCUGUGUGCGAUCCACGCGAAGAGGGUGACGAUCAUGCCGAAGGACAUACAGCUCGCUAGAAGAAUCAGAGGCGAGAGGGCUUAGAUCCUCCUCGAUGGUUGUUGCAUUUGUUUGAACGAAUGUGUGAUGAUGAAUUGUAUAACUUCAAGUUUAUUAUAAGAACAAUGGAUCCAGUUUAAAUGA